AUGGCUUCGGCUGCGGCGGCGCAGAGUCUGCUCGUGGCGAGCACGAAGAUCAUCGGGGUUGGGCGCAACUACAUCGCCCACGCCAAGGAGCUCAACAACCCGGUCCCCAAGGAGCCCGUCCUGUUCCUGAAGCCGACCUCGUCGUUCCUCCACGCUGGCGUGGACACCGCCGCUGUCGAGAUCCCGGAGCCGCUCGAGUCGCUACACCACGAGGUUGAGCUCGCCGUCGUCAUCUCCCGGCGCGGGCGCGACAUUCCUGAGGCGUCCGCCAUGGACUUCGUCGGAGGUUAUGCACUUGCUUUGGACAUGACAGCAAGGGACCUUCAAUCUGUUGCUAAGUCUGCAGGCCUUCCAUGGACUUUGGCUAAAGGACAAGACACCUUCACUCCAAUUAGUGCAGUAGUUCCAAAAUCGGCUGUCACUAAUCCCGACGAUCUCGAGCUCUGGCUAAAGGUAGAUGAUGAACUAAGACAGAAAGGAUCCACAAGUGACAUGAUAUUCAAGAUUCCUUUUCUGAUCAGCUAUAUCAGUUCCAUCAUGACAUUAAUGGAGGGUGAUGUGAUACUAACAGGUACUCCUGAGGGUGUGGGUCCUGUCCGAGUAGGUCAGAAGAUCAAAGCUGGUAUAACUGACCUAAUUGAUGUCGAGUUUAAUGUUCAGAGGCGCAAUCAGUCAUUUUCCGCAUGA
Miscanthus lutarioriparius is the source of this 687-nucleotide messenger RNA. NCBI's taxonomy places the organism in Eukaryota, Viridiplantae, Streptophyta, Magnoliopsida, Poales, Poaceae. The record is from the annotation of a GenBank genome assembly.